CAACAAAACGGAAGCAAAGCGAUUUAUGAAAUGUGAUAUCUGUUGAUGAUUGAACAUCCUUACUAUCAGACAUUUAACUACCAGGCGGAUGGAAAGUAACUGAGGAGUAGAGUAUUCGUUAGGAGAAACCAUGGCCGAAGAAAAGGAGAAAAUCGAAGAAAUGAAUUCUCCUGAGACAGAAAAGUUUCUAUCAGACAAAGUGGAUGAUAAUAAAGCUGAGAAAAAUUUCGAGAAACAAGUGAUAAACUGUGACCACUCAGUGAUGAAUGGACCCGGUGUUUCACCCUCUCAGUCUGUGGAUUCUGACAGCAACCUCAAAACUGAGACAUCAGAGUCUAAUUCUAUGGAAUUUUCGCCGGAUUUACAAAAUGAUAUGGACGACGAUACAAAACUUCCUGAAAACGAUAUUCAAACUCAAUCAGUACCUCAGGAAGUAACUGCAAACGGUGAAGAGGCAAAUAACAUUACGGAGAGCCCAUCUUCUACAUUAGCUGACAAUAAUGAUGUAAAUCCAAGUCAACCAGAAGAAAUAAUAGAGUCUAUUGAAACACCUCCAAACGUUGAGGUAGAACAAGACACUGAACAGAAUGUACCUAAAGAGAACAUGAAAACUGGCAAUGGAUCAGUAGAAGAGAAAAAAGAAGUCUGUCCUAAAACAACAAAACCACCAUCAAAGGCCAAGCCAAGAUCUGGCAAAAUGGUGUUUUGUAAAAUUCAUCUUUUAGAUGGACAGUUAUAUGAAACAGAUGUUACAAAAAAUGCAACUGGCAAAGAACUGUUUGAUAAAGUAUGUGCUUAUUUAACAUUACAAGAGAAAGAUUAUUUUGGUUUACAGUAUCAGAAUAACAAUGUAAAAUUCUGGUUGAAUAAUGAAAAGAAAAUAUUGAAACAAGUUAAGGGUGGGACCAGUGUUUUUGACUUUUCAGUGAAAUUUUAUCCACCAGAACCCAUGGCAAUGUUAGAGGACCUUUCUAGGUUUCAACUUUGUUUACAAGUCAGAUUUGACAUCUUUAACGGAAAAUUACCCUGUUCCUUUACCACCUUGGCUGUUGUUGGCUCUUACAUGGUACAGGCAGAAGUUGGUGACUAUGACAAUAUUGAUGAGUAUGAGUUUGGUCCAGGAGAUAGUUAUUUAGAUAAAAUAGAAUAUGCACCAGACAAAUCACCAGAAAUGAGAUCCAAAGUUUAUGAAUUACACAAAACACACAAAGGUUUAACACCAGAAGAAGCAGAAUUGCAAUAUUUAGAAAAUGCCAAAAAAUUAGCUAUGUAUGGUGUUGAUUUACAUCAAGCUAGAGAUUCAACAGGAGUAAAGUUAAUGUUAGGUGUUUGUGCCAGUGGUAUACAAGUAUAUAAAGACAAAUUACGAAUUAACAGAUUUGUGUGGCCUGCCAUUUUAAAACUUUCAUACAAAAGGAAUAAUUUCUAUGUCAAGAAAAGACCUACAGAGAAUGAAAAAGAUGGUGAGACGAUUGGUUUUAAAUUAGAAAAUCAUAAAAUGGCAAAAAGAUUAUGGAAGACCUGUGUUGAACACCAUGCUUUCUUUAGAUUACAUCAAUCAGAUCCACCGAAAAGUUCAACGUUUCCUAGAUUUAACUCAAAGUUUAGAUAUUCUGGUAGAACACAAAAACAAGUCCGAGAUGAAGUUGAGAAGAUUGAAAACAAACCAAAAUUCGACAGAUCACACUUCAAAUACAGCUCAAUGCCACAAACAAAUAAUACAGAAGGUUAUAAUCAUGGUUACCCAGACGAGAAAGAUAGAACAGAUCAGAAAGGUGUGACAACCCCAUCAACAGAGAGUGGACCUCCUCCAUAUUUUACCGAUAGCCAGGGGCCUGAUGGUUACAAUACACUGGAAUCGUCAGCAGACAAACCAAACUCUAUGGGCAAUAUGUCAGAGGACAGAACAGACAGAACUCCAGGUCAUGAGGAUGCUACACAAGAAUGGUCACCUGGAGCUGGUGAUGCAGCUACCUUAGAAGCUCAAAGAAGAGGUAAAAAGUCAAAAGAAGAUAAAGAAAGAGAAAAGAGAGAAAAGGAAGAAGAAAAGAGAAGGAAAAAGGAAGAGGAGAAGGAAAGAAAACGAUUAGAAAAAGAAAGAAAACAGGGAAAAGGUGCUGAAGACAGAACAGAUAAAUUGGGUGAUGAAACAGCAACACUAGGUUUGAAUGGUGAACAUUACCCAGGAUCUGCAGGUCUGGAUUCUGGGAAGAUAACUGCACCAGCACCACCAGAUGGAGCUGAUUCUAGAAAGGAUUUAGAACAACAGCCAAAGGCUGAGACAACAAUUGAUGAUUCUUAUGACAAUAUGGGUACUGGGCCUGGAAUUGGAAUUGUAGCGCCACUGGUAUCAGAAAAACAAAAGUCAGUUGCCUCCCCUGAAACUGACAUAAAUGAUGAUGAUGCUGAAAGAAGGAAAAGAGAUGCCGAAGAUAAAUUAAAUAGAGAUAAUGAUCCUACAAUGAAUAGAGGUGAUGAUCCUAAAAUGAAUAGAGGUGAUGGUCAUAGAAAGUCUGAUAAAUUUGAUGACGAAAAAAAGAAGGGCGACAAAUCUAAAAGAAAAGAGUCAGACAAAUCUAAAGACAAGAAAUCUGGUUUCUUCGGAAGGCUCAGGUCUCCAAAGGACAAGGAUUCUAAGAAAGGAAAGGGGAAGGAAACUGACAUUGAUUCUCCUCCUGGAAGUCCAACGAGCCCUGAUUCAGCUUAUCAGAAAGAGACAAUAGUCAAAGAAACACAAAUCACCAAUAUUGUCCAACCUGCUGUUAUUGAAGCUUCUGAAAAAAUAAGAGAGGUAGUGAUAACGGAGGUUACUAAAGAAGAAAUGAAAACUGUGAAACCAGAAAUACAGGUUGAAGAAAAAGUUGUAGAAACGGUCACAAAUGUAGAUACUUCUGAAAAAGUUAUCGAGGAAGGUGAUGCUUAUUGUAUAGGAAGGAACUCAAAUACUAAAACUGAGGAAAUUAAAAUGGAAGAAGUUACUGAGGAAGUAGCUGCCGAAAAAGAAACCAAAGAUGUUGAGAAAAUAAUGGAGAAUAAAGUUGAAGGAGAAAUUUUAGCAGUUUUGUCAAAGUCAGAGGAAAUUAAAACAAUUAUAAAACAAGAGGAGACUGUAAUAGAGGAUAAGACCAUCAACAAACUGGAGGAAGUUAAAAAAAAAACAUGUAACGGUCCUAAUGAGAUUAUAGAAGAUGAAGUAUUUACAGAAGUACAUAAAACAGAAUCAGUGGAUAAGCCAGUGAUUUGUAAUCAUGUUGGAUCGGAGACAGGUAGUUUAAGUAGCGAUAGUAGUGAUGAUGAGGAGGUGUGUGGCUCUUAUCAUGUAGAAUCUCCCAUAGAAGAAACUCCACCCAAAAUAAAAGUAGAAACAAUUGUAGAAGAGGAACAAAGUGAACGUAGGGUUGAAAUUGUUAAUUGUAAUGAAACAGAAACUAUUCCUGUAAAACUGACUGAGGUUGAAGAAAAAACUGAAAUUAAAGUAAAAGAGAGUCCUGUAAUAUCUGUAGAAGAAAAGCUAAUAGAGAAUGAAAAAGAAACUGUGACUACAGAGAAGAAAGACAUAGUUGAUAGUAUGAAAGUUACUAAAACAGAAACAGUAUCUGAAGUCAAGCAGGACAUCCAAACUGAGGUUCAGAAAGAUUUAAAUGUAUCAAGUGAAGUUCAUGAUGAAAAACAAAAUAAUCAGGAAAUAUUGGUUGAGGAUAAAAAGGAUAAUUGUGAGAGAAAAGUGGAUGAAAAAAGGGAUUUUGAUGUUGUAGUUUCUGAACAAAAGUGUGUAUCGCCUGAUGGUAGUCAAGUUGUAUCACAUCGUUCUGAAAGAAGGACUGAAACCAUUCAAAAAGAGGUUUUAACACAUACACGGAGAGAACUGAAGCCUGAAGAAUUUGAGAAAUAUCAAAAAGAAAUAGAAGCUGCAGACAAGAAGAACAGAAUGGGAUUACAAGAUGAAUUAGGGGAAGUUAGACAAGUCAUAGAAACUGUUGUAGUCACAGAUAUUAAAAAUGAUAGUGGAAAUAUUGUAUCGGAGGAAACAAAAGAAAAAUCUAAAUUAGAAGAACCAAAGGAGGUAAAUACACCUGUUGAAUCAGAUGAUAAGAAAGAGGAGAGUGUUAUUGAGGUAAAGGUUGUCAAAUCUGAAAAUACGUUAGAAGAAAAUGUCAAAAAGAUGAAAUAUAUUGAUGACAGCUCUGGGGAUAGUGUCAGUGAAAAAGUGAAAGAAAAUGAUGAAACACCAGAAGUUGUAAAACAGGUAGUUAACGAAGAGGCUGGGAAUGAAAAUGUUGCUCCAAAGUUGGACAAAAAGGAAAGCAUGCGAUUAAAAAAAGAAGAGAAAGAAAGGAAAAAGAAAGAACUUGCUGAAGAGAAAGAACGAAAGAAAAGGGAAAUGCAGGAAGAAAAGGAGAGGGUUAAAAGGGAAAAGCUAGAAGAGAAAGAGAGGAAGAAGAAGGAAAAGGAAGCAGAAAAGGAGAAGAAAAAGAAGGAAAAGGAUGAGAAAAAAUCCAAGAAAAAUAAAAAAACUGAGGCAGUUGUAGAACAAGGCAUAGAAGAGAUAUCAGAUAAAAAUGUUGAAAAGACAGAAUCAGAAAAAGAAAAGACGGGAGAGUCUGCAGAAGAGGUUGUAGAGGAACGUGUACCAACAGCUAUAGCUUUGGUCAUGGCAAAACAGAAAGAAGAUGAAAAAAUGGAGGAGAUAAAUCUGAAAGAUGAACCAGCUGAAGUGGAAACCCCAAAACCAGAAGAACCAGUUGUAGAAGCAAACAAAAAACAGAAAAAGUCUAAAAAAGAGAAAAAGGAAAAACAAAGUAAAAAGGAAAAGGAAAAGAAAACUCCCAAAAAUAAGAAAAAACAUAAAUCAACAAGCUGUUUUGCAAUGUCUGCUGAACCAAGUUCUGAUGAAGAAGAAAAAGUUGAGGAGAAACCACCUGAAGAAGUAAUAGAGGAAAUAGUGCAAGAGGAAGUAAAACCGGUAGAAGAGGUGAAGGUCAGUCCAAAACAGAAAGGGAAAGGUCUCGGUUGGGCUUUACCAGGGAUGGAAGAGUUGCAGCAGAAAGGAACAAAGCAUGAAGACAGCACUAAACGACAUAGUACUACCUCAUCCCAUUCAACACACUCUACUCACGACGACAACGCCAAAGCACCUAUAGCUGAGCUGACCGAAAUACAGGAUCAUAAUAUGCUGAAUUUAGAACCCGUCAGUAUGAAUGAAGAAAAAACAACGGAAUCUGCAUCGGAAGAUGUUCCAGAAUCAUGUGCUACACAGGUAGAGGAAGUAACUGAUCUGGUAGAGAAGACUGAAAAUGUUAUGACUGAAGCCGCUAUUACAACUCCAGAGGUUGGAUUGGGUGUUGAUGGAGAUAUGAUCAACAGAGUUUUACCUGAAGGAGAAGGUUCUAUAGAUAGAAGAAUGCAAUUUAUGCCAGUUACACCUCCAGUACAGGAGACUAAAGAUUCACUGAAGGGCACUAGCAAUUCAACAAUGCCAUUUUUCGAUUCUGCAUCAGGAGAUACUCUUGGCAAAAAGGUUCCACCCCCAGUUCCUCCAAAAGGCAUGAGGAAUGGAUUUUCGGAAGAAGACAGACUAAUGCAAGACAUGCCACCAACUAUUCCUACAGAAAGUUUUACUUAUGAAAAUAAUACGGAUGACAUCCCUAUUUCAACGAAAAAUGUUCCUUUUGUAAAGACAAAAACACAAACAGUUACAUAUGAAAAAGACGGUAAUCCUUAUGAAACGGAAGAUGGAAUCCUGAUAAGUUCACAGUCCCAUAGUACACGAACACAAACCAUUGAAACUACCACAUAUAAAACAGAAAAAGAUGGCAAGGUAGAAACACGGGUGGAGAAAAAGGUUGUGAUAACAGAUGAAGGAGAUGAUGAUGAUUUAGAUCAUGAUGAUCUCUUAGCAGAAGCUAUCCGUUCAGUAACAGAAAUGAAUCCAGAUUUGUCAGUAGAAAGAAUAGAAUGCAUGAGACAAAUUGAAGAAGUAGAAAAAUAGAAACAUCAUCAUAGGGUGCAAGUGUUGAAUGGAGUGCUUCAGAAGAGACAGAGGAUCAUUUAGUGCCUAAAGACUUGUUUUAUUGCUCUUUAUAUAAGAUGUUGGCCUGUUAUAUUGUACUGGUGGUACUAAACCACAGCACCAGACUGGUUUAGAAAGAAAAAAGUCAAAUGUAAUAACAACCUUCCCUUUCCCAAGUUAAUUAUAAUCAGUUAGUGUUAUUUUAAUGGACAUUUGAAAUUAUAAGCAGUUUUAUAGUUUUAUUUGAUUGUUUCAUAUUUUCAUUUGAUAAGUAUACCAGGAUUGUCUGUUUAAGUGUAGUUGUGUCUGUCAUAUUAACUGCCUUCAGUAGCUUAGAAUUCUGUAAAAUAAAUUAUGAAAAGUGUGGUUUCUGGGGAAUUAUUCAGGAUUGUUAUAAACAUUUUUUUUUCAUAAUAACAUUCAUUUGUUCAUUUUUUUCUAAUCCAGUCUGGUUAUAAAUGCAAUAAUUUAUAUGUGAAAGUGUUUAGUUUUAUUGUUUUAACAUCAUUAUAGAUAAAUCAUGACAUAUUUUGUAUAGCUCAUCAAUUGUAAAGAAAAAUCCAUUUUUAUCAUGCAUUUGUUUUAUAUAUGUUUAGUCCAUUUAUUUUUUAUCUUUCGUUGAUCAACACAUUUGUGAUGAAGACAUAUAUUAUGAUCCUUUUAAGAAAUGAGGUUCUGAACCUGAAUAUUCAUUAGUUUUCAUUUAUCCAUGAAGCAAAAGUCAUUUAGGUUUGAUUCAGUUUAAUUUUAAAGGAAAAUUGAGAUUUAGAAAUUUUUAUUAUAUUUUUGUUAAAAUUAUUUAAGAAAAUGAGGAUUUUAAUAAUUAAAAACAAAAUUGUAUUCAUAAGAGGGAUCGAUCACAUACCACUGAAAAUGGAAAUAGUAAUGAAAAUAUGAUACAUGAUGAAAUAUUAAAAUAUUAUACAUAGAUAUAUUGUUACUGAAUAUAUCAUUUUAUAGUUUUUAUUGAAUUCUAAUGUUUUACAAAAAAAGUGCAUUUUCUUAUUUCUUUUAUAAUUCUAUUUGAAAAUGCUUAUUUUAUUUAUGAAUCAAUGUUGUGUGGGAGGCAGCCGGUAAACAGUUGAUGAUAAUUAUACAAAUAAAUUUGUUUUUGUAUAGAAAUGUAGUUAUAACAAAUUUUAUGAAUUUGCAAAUUUGUCUUUGGUCAAAAGAAAUUUCUGUUUUUUACCACAAGAAAUUAUUUGACAAAGAAGAUUUACAAAUUAUUUAUAUAGACUAUUUUAUGUUGCAUUUUGCUCAAUGCUUGUUUCACUUGAAUUUGCUUUAUGUUUUAAAAUAGAUGUACAUGUAGCAUAGAUUUUGAAGCUUGCAAACAGAUAAAGCCUUCUAUCUUGCUGUUAGUCUUUUGUAGGUGAUAAGGCUGCAACAUUCUUCUGAUCUCUUAAAAGUUUAUUUUUUAUGAAGUUUUUGUCAAGAAUUUAUUUUAAGCCAACGAAUCAGUGAGAUCUGUUCUUGUUUCUAAUACAUGUUAUUCUAAAGCAGUUUGUAUUCGUUUCGUUAUUAGAAAAGUGAGGACUACUUUUACUCAUACAUUUUGUUUUUACCUAAAACAAUAUAUUUCACAAAUAAUAUUGAAAGAUGUACUUCUUCAGUAGCAGAAUGACAAAUUUUCACACCCAUGCCAUUAUUGAGUUUUUGUUAAUCACAUCAAAUACCUUUUGCUAUUUUUUUAUGUUUCUCAAGAUAAAGGAAUACUUUACUAUAAAAAAAGAGUUAUAUCAUAUUAAUUGAUAUUCGUGGUACAUGGUAACGAGUAAUCUCAGAUUUUAAUCAUUAUUAGUGUGAAGAAAAAUUAGUCAUUCUGCUAAACUGUCCUGUCAUAAACUUUCUGUAGUUGUCACAAGCAAAUUUUCAUACAUUUUAUGGUUGUUUUAAUGUCGCCUUGAAAAGGCAUUAUUUAUUUUGUCUGUUUCCCCACAUAUUAUAGCAGCUGUUCAGAACAUCAUUUUAUUCUUAAAAGCAUAUUAAUAAAUUUUUAAAUGACA
Messenger RNA from Mytilus californianus (California mussel), 8016 nucleotides. RefSeq names its product band 4.1-like protein 2. The coding region runs from base 131 to 5989 and encodes 1952 amino acids. The record is from RefSeq and is a predicted model, not a curated record. NCBI's taxonomy places the organism in Eukaryota, Metazoa, Mollusca, Bivalvia, Mytilida, Mytilidae. The transcript has 27 exons. Gene Ontology annotation, molecular function: structural molecule activity; actin binding. Gene Ontology annotation, cellular component: plasma membrane; cytoskeleton.